Molecule: messenger RNA, 1003 nt
Organism: Drosophila busckii
Lineage: Eukaryota; Metazoa; Arthropoda; Insecta; Diptera; Drosophilidae
Exons: 2
Coding region: 29-937 (302 amino acids)
Source: RefSeq, a predicted model, not a curated record
AGUUGAGACCAGUAGACAAGACCCAACCAUGCGUUUUCUUAUAGUGCUAGCCGCCGUGGUGGCUGUUUGUGCCGCGGGCACGCUAACAAAUCUUCAUCCCAAGCAGCUGCAAGAGCAAUUGAUGCAGUAUGCCGAUGAGAACGGUGAUAUUGAGCUCUUCAACGAGUCCGAUGAUGUGCCAGUUGAGGCUGCACCACAGUUCAUUGUCUCCUGGCAGAUUCGCCGCCAGAUUCGCAAACUGCAGAAGCAGAUGCCUUGCGGCUGGCCCAAUGCGGGAAUUCCCCCACUAGCUCCUCUGCGUGUCAACGAGGCCGAUCUGGACUUCAAGCGUGGCAUUUUCGAGACCUUGAACCAUGUGUUCCGCCUCAAGGUUGCCGGUCUGGAUGACUUCAAAAUCAAGAAGUUCAAGCUUAACAUGAUCACCUCCAAGAUCACCUUCGAUUUCGUCUUCAAGAACAUUGAUACUACCGCUCAGAGCUACAACACCGAUACCCUGAUCGAUGCCAUGCGUCAGCUGGGUCUGUCCGUCGAAUACGAGGGUUCCGGUGGUCUGCUGUUCGAUCUGAUCAAUCUGCGUGUUGCUGGCGUGCUCAAGUACAAGCUGCCCGUAUUGUGGGGCUCGGCUAAGAUCACCUCUCUGAAGACUACCAUCUCGAUUGGCGAUGUCAAGUCCGAUGUCACCGGUUUCAUGGGCAAUGGCAAGAUCAAUCAUGCCAUCAACCGUCAGCUGGAGAAUAUUGUGGUGAAGAGCGUCAACGAUAACCAGCAAGCCAUCUCCAAUGCCAUCGAGGAUGCUAUUGUGCCACGUGUCAACAAGAUGCUGAAGGGCAAGGACUUCUGGACUCUGGUCGAUGUGAUUCUAUCCAGCGGCGAUGGCGAGAGUGAGGAUGAUCCAAUUGUGGUUGAUUGUGUGCCCCCAGCAGACCCCUGGGCUUAAGCAGUUAAUACUGAACUUUUAUUUGCAAACUGCACAAUAAAAAAAAGCUUUUUUACGUCUAAACAA